This is a messenger RNA of Vespula vulgaris, 5823 nucleotides long. RefSeq names its product prominin-like protein. The transcript is spliced from 16 exons. Bases 59 to 3103 code for a protein of 1014 amino acids. The record is from RefSeq and is a predicted model, not a curated record. Gene Ontology annotation, cellular component: membrane. Lineage: Eukaryota; Metazoa; Arthropoda; Insecta; Hymenoptera; Vespidae.
AAGCGAGCGUCGAGCAGUCGGUAGCGACGCGUCCCGGGCGCAAGUCGCUUCAUCAGCGAUGGUUUUCGGUGGUUUUCGCGACUGUGGCCUUCGGGCGAACGCUCGCGAUGCUUCUUUUCAUCCCUCGUUUCGCGUUGCCAUUGGCACAAUCGUCAUCCUUAUUCUUAUAACUUCACAGCCGUCUUUCUCACAGGAAAGUCUGGCCAAUCGUAUGAGAGUGAUCAGCGAGGAUCUCGAUCGGCAGUUGAAUGAUAUCAUGGCCUCGCAAGCCGUCAAUUAUACCACCGUCAACACUACAGGACUACCCUACAACGCCACCACCAAGUUCAAUCCCAAAGGAAUGGGACAGCUCUACAACGUCACCAACAUGUUCAUCGACUUUAUUCAGAGUAAACAGGCAUAUCCGGAAGGAAUGAUUACCGUAAUAUCCAACACCCCAGUCCUCGUGGAUCCUUGGCACCAGUGGAAGAUAAUAGUGGCCCAUUAUGGUGGUUUAGCCGGUCUCGCUUUGAUUGGAGUCCUCCUCGCAGCCAUUCUUCCUUGCAUCGGUCUUUUUUUUUGGUGCUGCAGAUGCGCUGGACAAUGUGGAGGCAGAAUUCAGCCGUUCGAUAAAAAGCACGAUCAUUGUAGAAAAAUUAUGCUCAGUAUCAUCCUCAUCGGAGUAGCCACUAUUAUUCUAUUCGGCGUUGUUUGCGCAUUCGUAACAAACGAGUACAUGGAAAUUGGUACUGCGGAGCUUCCUAAUAAUGUUAAAACUAAUUUAAAGGAUGUUAUGCUUUAUUUGGCUACCACCAAGCGUGAAAUUAACACCGUUCUAAAAACUAAUUACGGUGAACUCGAAAUCACAUUAAACAAUAUUUUGCAAGCAAGCGGCAGAAUAGUCACCGAGCAAUUAGCCGAGUAUUCUCACGCGGUUUCCUUGACGAAUUUGAACGACAUCGUGAUCGGUUUAGAAUCGAUCAGGGAGGAAUUACGUUCUAUGAAUAGGAUAACGCAGGAAUUGAGAUUGAACGCUACUCAAUUAGACAUCGUUGUGCGCGGUGUCAAGAACAAUCUGCUUUAUACGCUUCGCGAUUGUACGAGCCACAACUGUAAACAGAUCUUGCACGACUACAAGGUGAACCAAAUGUCGGUCCAAAUAGAGUUCGACAAGUACAUGGACCGAUACUUCCCAAAGCUACCGGACCUUACAUCCGCUCUACAUAACAUUACCAUAUUGAUGGAGAGUAAUAUUGUGUCGGAAGUGAGUCAGGGUAGAGAAUCCUUCCUAAAGAUACAGAAGGACAUACAGCAUGCAGUGAAUCAAACGAUUCCUGUAGUUAGCGCGAGUAUUAGAAGAGCAGGCGAUUAUCUAGCAAGCAUAGCGAACAAUAUGACGAGUUUAAUUGACAGAAUAAGCAAUGACAUCGAAAAGGUUUAUUUCCAACAUUUAGAAGAAGCACAUAACUACGUCGUUUACUAUUCACAAUAUAGACGGUAUCUUGGCUUUGCGAUUUCGACUAUUCUUCUUGCCAUUUUAAUAUGCGUGACAUUUGGUCUCUUCUGUGGAAUUUGCGGUAAACGACCGGAUGGAUACGGUGAUGAUUGUUGUAAUAAAGGAUCCGGUUCACGAUUGCUUAUGACGGCCGUAUCGAUGAUCUUUCUUUUUACCAGUGUUUUAAUGGUAAUCACAGUAGUACAUAUGAUAACAGGAGUUCUAGCGCAACGGAGCAUUUGUGAGCCAUUAAAAAAUCCGAAAGACAAUAGAAUGUUCAAAUUAGUGGACAAGAUUGUGCAGAUCCGAAAGAUACUGCAUCCUAAGAAUCCUAACUUUGAUAUCAACAUGAGUUACAUAAUCACGAAAUGUCACGCUAACGAGACUCUGUACAACGUACUGAAACUUAACAAUUUGUUCGACAUCGGUACUUUACGCAAUUAUGCUGGACGCAUAGACAUCAAUGAUACGAUUCAACAGCUGCGCCGUAAGAUAAAUCUUUCACCAGGUGUGGUGAUUCUGAAGGAGAGCGCCAGAUCGAAACUCAACGAUCUGGCGCAAAGUGGUCUGAGCGAUAUCAAGUUUUAUCAGUAUGCCGAACUUCUUGCCGACAAUAUCACGAAUAUUAAUUUGGAACAUCUGGCGUCGAAAUUGAGAGACGUGUCUACAAAAUUGUCACCCGGUCAAGAGGAUAUCAGGGAUAGCCUUCUAAAAAAUGCUCAUGAUUUGGAGCAUUACCACAGAGACCUCGUGGUACCCAUGGCGACGUUAAGUGAGAAACUUAGCGAAAACGCGUUGGCUCUUCAAGAAAGUAUCAAAUUUAAUCAUAGCUCGAUGGCCGAGGCUAUUCACAAUUUAGUAGACGAAGUUACGAAAGCUCAACAAUUUUUAAACAAGGACGGACCAGAAUACGUUCAAUAUCUUGCUACGAAAUUUGGUAAUGCUUUUCUUCAUCAAGUCGACGACUUUCUCGAACAUGUAAUUGACAGUGCUCGCAACAAAGUUGGAAGAUGUCAACCAGUGUCUAAUGCUUACAACGCAACUCUUGUAGCCGGCUGCAAUAAGAUUUUAGAUCCAUUUAAUGGUUUUUGGGCAAGCGUUGGCUGGUGCUUGAUUCUCUUCUUACCAACGAUAGUACUUUGCGUAAAAUUGAGUAAUCUGUAUCAGAAGUCUGAUCCAUACCCAGGACCUCUUGUCGAAGCUGAAUAUUUGUAUGACGCGUACGCAGACAGGGAUAACAUACCCCUCGCUCACGUACACGAUAAGAAGCACGUCUCCCAUGGCAGACAUCAUCCCGCGGCUUAUGUUGAAAGCUACGAUGGUCCAGCAGUUGGAUACAGCGAUCGUGAAAGGAUCACAGACGCUCAUCAGAGUACAUCGCAUCACGAUUCUAGAUACUCCGAUUUAGCGCCGAAUUUCACCUUAUCGUGGCGUAACCACGAACAUAUCGCCCCUACUAAAAGCGAACCUCACAAUAAAGUCUUUAGUGUAUCGCUAGAGUCGCAAAAUUGGGACUUUCCAAAUGGUGGACCACCAAGAUAUCAACCUACUGCUGCUGCUCCUCCCUUAAGUACAGAAUAUGAACGUCCACCUCCUUAUUACUAUCCUGGGCCAGGGGAUAGAAAUUAGGACACAAGUGCCGUGGCAUGCACGAAGGCAGCGUUGAACAGUGUAGCAACUCAUAGCCUUACGCGCAGUUACAAAAGGUCAUUGAAGAAAAAGAAGAAAAAGAAAAAGAAUAACCAGUCCGCUUGCAAGCGAGACUACGUUUGAUCAUCGUUGUUCUUAGGUGUGCCACGGAUCGGCCAAACGCGAGAAUAUUAUUAUUAUUAUUAUUAUUAUUAUUAUUAUUAUUAUUAUUAUUAUUAUUAUUAUUAUUAUUAUCAUUAUUAUUACUACUACUAUUACUAUUAUUAUUAUGAUUAUGAUGAUAAUAAUGAUGAUGUGAUCAUUAUUAUUAUUAUUAUUAUUAUUAUUAUUAUUAUUAUUAUUAUGCUUAUGAGUAUGAUUAUGAUUAUGAUUAUGAUUAUGAUUAUGAUUACUAUUUUUUAUUAUUAUUAUUCUUAUUAUUAUUAUUAUAUUAUUAAAGACCAGUUUGAAGAUAAAAGGAAAAAAACAGACUGAGAUAGAAUAAUGAUAUUCUUCGACGAUUUUCUUCUUCCUCCAAAAGGAUAAUCGAGAGAUUAAAUCGAUUAAUGAUCUAGCGCAUUGCGAUCAUUACCUACGGAAGAAGUCGUCUUAGAUUACGGAAUGAUUUUAUGAUCGAAGACUAACCGAACGAUGUAUAUGACGUAUCCUUUAAAUCGAGAGGGCAAAGAAAUGGCACCAAACUGGUGGCGUUGAAGAUUCAAAUUGUUGCGAAUCGCGGGACGAUCGAUUAUCGCACGACUGAUCGUUUAACGAUUUACGAUCCAGCGUAUGCUCGUUAAGUCGAAGGUGGAUACAUUGAAGAUCAGAGUUUCUUGCUUAAUAUAUACAUAUAUAUAUACAUAUAUAAUAUAUAUACACAUACAUAUAUACACUACAUAUAUACAUGUUUAACAAUCUGUGUUCAUAUUGUGCUUCUUCGAGUACAUUUUAUAUGAAAGUCGUCUUCGUGGAAUGCACUACAUUUGUUUAAGAUCUCUAAAAAAAAAAAGAAAAACAAAUUUAAAGAUUUAAUGAAAUCCUAAACAAAUAAAUCCUAUGACCUAUACUUUUGCAUUUAGUUCCUAUUACAGGAUUGAAAUCACAAUAUAGCAGUAUUAAUGAAUUUCAUUUUCUUAAAUUUCGCUUAAACUCAUUUUCAUUAUGUAAGAGAAUCAUAUUUUUAAUUAAUAUAAGUGUCAUUUUCAAAUACUCACACGUAAGAAUAUGCAGUAUGUAUAUGCAUUUACGCUAAUUCUUCUAUACGAUAUCAUUCAUGAAAGUAUUCUUCAUAUAUGAAAGCAUGAAACACUGUAUCUUGAUAUAUCUGCUUUCUCUGUUAUUAAAAAAAAAAAAGCAAAAAGGUAGAAAUUAGUAGCUUUUAUGCGUAUCUCCUUUCAAUUUGUCUUCGGUUCAAAAUUAGUUUAGUCUAAUAUCUAAACAUGUGUAUGAUAUACUAUAAAAGAAUUAAUGUCUUAGUUUAAUUUAUCUAUACAAGUUCAUGCUGCCGAUUUGACGCUUCGUUUCUAAACAAUUUUUCAAGGAAUCAUGCGACAUCCAAAGAUGUGAUGAUUUACAAUUUUAAACAUUUAACAUCAAACGACGCCAUAUAUAAAUGCCAAACAACGUUCUUGUACGAUCUGUAUAAAUUCGAAAGCACGUUGCGUAUCUUCGAGUUGUAUGAAUAAUAAUAUUGGACCCUAUUUUAUAAUCAUUAAAUAAAUAAUAGAGAUUGAUUUUCUAUUUCCAUGUACAAAUACGAACGAAUAAUAUAGUUUUGCAUUUGAUACACGGAAUAGAAAAUUAUUUUCUAAAGAACGGGGUCAAAACUAUAACGAUCGUGCAUACACGAUUGUUUAAAUAGUCGUUUUCUUACUAUUACUUUAUUAUGUAAUUUAUCAGUAUAAGAAUUCAUUUUUACGUUGCAUAGAUCGUUUGCUUGGUCGAAUCUACGCUACGUAUAAAUGCUUUGAUGUAUAAAUGCAGCAUCCAUCAUCCUUUCGAGUACAGAAAUUUUUCAGAAAAAAGAAAAAAAUUCUCGAUAUGCCAGUAUGAUAAAAGAGACAUACCGUAACGUAAUAAUCAAAUACUUAUUCAUCGCGUUAUAAGCUGCUAAAACAGCUAACUUGUCGUUCAUCUAUGAUUAAUGUUAUUAAGAAGAAUUAAUGUUAACACGUAUAUAACUGUCAUUAAAUAAUUACUUAUUCUACAAUUGACCUAACUUGGGAAGAUGCAGUAGUAAAAGAACUUACAUUGAUUACAUAAAUUAAUAAGUAAUAAUCGUUGUUAAUACAAUUAGUUUUUUCGUACAAAUGAAAUCAAUUCUGGCGGCUGUUCUUCGAUAUAAAAACAAUUAAUGAAGUAGAAAGUUUCUCUUAAUACUACAUAUGUAUGUGUUUCUUAAAACUAACUGUAUUCUGAAGGGAUGCUCACAAGGAUAUUGCAUAAUAUUUGUCGCUGUAAUGAUCUGACAGUUACUCUCUUAUAUGUACAGAAUUUUGAAAAUUAAUUAAUACGGUAGAUAACGCCGCCCAUGCUACAACAUCGAGCCUUAUUGGCUGGUAGCAAAUUGCCAAAAAGAUACUUUCAUCAUAAUGUAUAUGAACGUACUAAAGUGGGAGCACAAAAUUCGUAGGAUCUUUUCGAAACUAUGUGUGAGAGAAUGUGUGAAAGUGAUAGCGAGGAUGGAAAGAAAGCGUAAUACAUGAAUGACUUUAAAUGAA